UUUCUUUUCCGGAUUUUGGUUUAUACUUAUUUUUUUCUGCAAUAAUAGUUAUUGAUUUCGAUCUCAGUCUUGUUCUUGAUUGAACAUUGAACGAAACCCCCGCAUUGUAGUUAUGGAUUUGGAGAGUGAAUGUCCUGUGGUUGAAUUUUCCGAGGGUAAUGAAUCCCCGCAACACACUAUACCCCAUGCUGAUGCUAAUAAAAUCAAGAACAAUCAGGUUGAUGCUUGCAAGAUUAAGGAUAGUGGGCUAUGCGCAAAUGAUGAUUUCACUGCUGAUGUUCAUGUAAAUGGUCCUGCUGGGAUUGCACUGCCAAUGCAUUCGUCUCCGCCUGCUAAAUCUACCCCCAAAGGCUAUGGAUUGAAGAAAUGGAGGCGUAUUAAGAGAGGUUUUGUUAAGGAACCAUCUCCCGUUAUGGAUAGUCCUAAAACAUUGAAGCGAUCUUCAUCUGGUUCCAAAAAUCCAACUCCUCAACAUAUGGUAUCAACUGAGAUCAAGCAGAAUAGUGAGCCUCGUAUUAGACCUGUGGCUGUGAGUACAAAAAAGAACACGAAUUUUGCUAGUGGGUUCAUGAUGCACAGUCCCCGCUCUGAGUCCACCGAAAAUACACCUCGAGGUAGCAAGUCUGCUACCGCAGCCAGUAUGCCACAGGUCCUGCCUACGGUUUUGGGGUAUGUGCACAGGAGAAAUCAUAUGAAGAAUUUUAGUGAGAAGAAUGUAGGUAAUUUAAGUCCAAGAGUUCAACAGGUAAAGGGUAGUGUUGAAAGCAGUAACAAGAAAAGAGGAGAAAGGGUCAAAAUCGAGAAGGAAAACUCUCAAUCCAGCAUCGGAUCUGACUCGAGGAGCUCCAACUUUGGCUUUAUGUCAAGUCCACUUUCAGUGGCAAGUAAGGGAAAGCAAAGUGGAAACUCCUUGAAUUUUGAUGGGAAAAAUCAUGAUGAAGCUCAUGAAGGUGAAGACCAGAUCUAUGAGGAAGUACAAACUGCUCAUAGGAAAGAAAAUUCAGGUGAAAUUGAAGAACUUUCACUGGAUAAUUUAGCUGCAGAUUUGUCUCGUGAGGCUAAGGAAGAAAAAAGUGAGAGUCACUGGGUUUCACCAAAUCAAGACUUGUUGACCAACUCUAUUCUUUCUCUCCAAUCCGUCCAGGAAGCGCUUGAAAGGGAAAUACAUAAAUUCGAGGAGAUUGGAAAGGAACCUACAUCUCUAGAUGAUGGUUUUGUUAACAUGGAAAGCAUUCAUGCGGAUUCUACUUUUGCCGAUCAGGAAACUAGCUCAUCUGACCGAUUAGAUUCUGAAAAGAUAAGUUGUACAUCAGAUUCCUUGGAACCUCAACUAUACACCUUAAAGCACAAAGUAAAUUAUUUGGAGAGCAAACUGGAGGAAGCAAGGGCCGUACUGCGGGCAAGGGAGUUGAAGAUUUCUGAACUGGAAACCAGUGUAAAUGGUAGCUGGUCAAGGAAGGAAGAACCAGGAGGCAUUGCAGAGUUGCAGCAAAGUAAAUACAGAGAAACGGAAUUUGAUCUCAAGGGCCUCUUUCAACAGAGAAUGGAGGCUGAAACCGAGUUGCUAGCUCUAAGGAGAACUGUGCAGAAGUUGAGAGAUUUUUUACGCAAGCGUCAAACCACAGUAUUCAAAGAGCAAACAUCAGCAGGUGUGCAAGCACGUAAGUUGAAUAAUAGUCAAACCGGCGAGGUUUCGAAGAUGCAGAUGAGAGUAUAUAAGGCAACAUUAUGUUUUUUAACACAGUUGGUAUUACUGGUUUUAGUGUUCUUGUUUGUUAUCUUGCAGUUGACACCCUUUACAGGGAUAGAUGUUCCCACCUGAUUUUUUUUUGGGGGUGAAUGAUCCAAAUGUAAGAUUUCAUUGUUAUUAUAGUUAUAGAGCUUUAUUUUCUUUUCCAUUUUCCCCAUGUUAAUGCCACACCACAACUUGCUUAUUGUCUUGAGUUGAGCUUCUCUCUCUCUAUA
Hibiscus syriacus is the source of this 1965-nucleotide messenger RNA. Its product is annotated as WPP domain-interacting protein 2-like. Bases 113 to 1822 code for a protein of 569 amino acids. The record is from RefSeq and is a predicted model, not a curated record. NCBI's taxonomy places the organism in Eukaryota, Viridiplantae, Streptophyta, Magnoliopsida, Malvales, Malvaceae. The transcript has 3 exons.